Daphnia magna is the source of this 1532-nucleotide messenger RNA. Its product is annotated as gametocyte-specific factor 1 homolog. The record is from RefSeq and is a predicted model, not a curated record. NCBI's taxonomy places the organism in Eukaryota, Metazoa, Arthropoda, Branchiopoda, Diplostraca, Daphniidae. The coding region runs from base 605 to 1333 and encodes 242 amino acids. The transcript is spliced from 7 exons.
GACUAGAAAUCACAAGUCAGGCUUCUAUUCGAUAGCAUCGCACCAUCAGUUUCAGAGUGUGUAGCAUGGUGUGUACGUCGAUAAUGGUGUUAUAUUGCUAUGUUUUUCUUAUUCAGAUUUUUAAUGGAAUUGUAUGCGUUUCGUUUGUGAUCUAGAAACUUGUCCAUACAGCAUCGUAUUAAUUUUUGAGAUUUAAAGCGUAAAUAAAUUAACCUGUACCGGCAUAACGGUUAGUUUUGCAAGUUUCAAUUUUACGGGUUUACUUUGCUAUGUGAUUGAGUUCAAUGUAAAUACUAAAAUUAGUAAUACAAGGAAAAAAAUCAGAAACGCAUAAAAACUGAUUGUUGACCUUGAGCGUUUAACCAGUAAACCCCGCCCCUAUAUGGCGCUAUGAAAUUCUUCCAGCUCCCCUUCCUUACCCUCUGCAACAGCUCUCGCCAACAUCAACGUUUGAAAAGACGGAAUUGACCCUUUUCGUCACAGCAAAGAUUUCUUCCCCAGAGUUAGCCGCAUGUUAUUAAUGUGCAGUGUCGAAAGCGAGCAUAAAAUUAACUGGAAGUGAUAUCUAUAUUCGAUUAGUAGUUUACUGAAACUGUGAAACAUUAUGAAUCGACUAACCUGUCCGUUUGAUCCAGCACACGUUGUUGAAGGCAGAAAAUUCCAAGCUCAUCUUAUCAAAUGCAAGCGAAAUCUUCCUGCCAACCAUGAUUUUGUUCAGUGUGAUUUCUGGCAUUUGCACUACGUACGAAAGAAUCAACUUGAUUCGCAUCUCGCCAACUGCGAACAUAGACUUGAAAAGGAGGCUUUUAAGAUAACAUGGAAAUCCGAAACCCCGAAAUUUUUCCAGCCAAAAUUGUUACCGGUUGAAGACCGUGGGCCCAGUGAAAUAAAAGAUCAGGAAUCCUGGGAAAGCACGUCAGGGCCUGCCUUCAAGCCUGAAAAAAUGAUCGCUGGGGCCAUUCACAUGACUAUUCCGCAAGGAUUAUCGAAGUCGAAACGUAAAGAAUUUCGUGAACAAGAACUUGAACGACUUCGUCAGCGUAGAGAAAGAGAGGGCGAUGUCACGGCUAAAACAAAGGAAAACGAAAGUGGAACUGUCAGCCAUUUUGUUCAGCAAACAAGAAAACCAGAGGCUCCAUUGAAACUGCAUCGCAUCGUGGCAAAAUUCCCAGUACCGAUAGACAAUGCUGAAAAUUUACCAUAUCAGUCCAUAAACACACAUGUAUUUGCGUCUGAGCGCCAAGGACCUGAUGAUGUUGCACGCGGCUGGACUAGUGGAAGAGGCAGGGGUAUUCUAGGACCCACAGCACCUGGUUGGAGCCAUUUAGAAUGAAAAUAAAAGGUCUAAUUAAAAUUAUGAAUCAAGUUUCUUCUACAAUCCAGACCAAUUGAGAUAAAUCUUGUAAAAGUAAUGCUUUAAAUCAGGAUAAGUUUUAUGGCCAAGAUUAAGUUUUAUUUGUAUACUGCCUUUCAGCUGACACUUGUAACGGAUUGAUUUUAUCUUGUCCGCAAUACAGUAAUUCAUCACAGUC